AUGCGGUUCUCCGAAAAACAUCCUAUAAUCUUAGCUGCACAUCCUCUUGUGAACCUCCUCGUGCAGCACGUGCAUUUAAGAUCUCUUCACGCGGGGCCUCAAUUAACUCUAGCUACUCUUCGUCGAGAGUACUGGAUAUUGCGUGCUCGAAAUAUCGUCAAAGCUGUCGUUUUCCGCUGCGUAGUAUGCACGCGUGAAAAGGCCGCUACUCCCAAUCAAUUGAUGGGAAACUUGCUUUUGGUGCGCGUUUCUCCUCCUGCGCGCGCGUUUAUUCAUUGUGGUCUCGAUUAUGCUGGUCCCGUUUUAAUCAGAUCAAUGUCGGGACGCGGUGUCGCUUCCCGCAAAGCCUACAUCUCCAUCUUCGUCUGUAUGGCCACGCGAGCCAUACAUUUAGAAUUAGUCGAGAGGUAUUUCACUCCAGCCUUCUUAGGCGCUUUUUCAAGAUUCUGCUCCCGACGUGGCCUGCCUGAAUCAGUCUACUCUGAUAAUGGAACCACGUUUGUAGGCGCCGAUCGCGAAUUGGCCGCAUCAUUUCGAGCCGCGCUGCGCGAUCCAAAUUUUCAAAAUAGUGCCGCUUCCGACGGGGUGUCAUGGCAUUUUAUGCCUCCAUCCGCGCCUCACUUCGGCGGACUAUGGGAGGCCGGGGUUCGCAGUGUCAAGUAUCACCUUCGCAGAAUCGUCGGUUCGCACACUCUUACGUUCGAAGAGUUCACAACGAUUCUCUGCAACAUUGAGGCCUGCCUAAACUCGCGCCCUAUCGCGCCUCUCACCGAUUCCGUCGACGAUUGCGAUUCUCUGACGCCCAGUCAUUUCUUGAUCGGGUCCGCGAUUACGAUCGCGCCUGAACCCUCUGUACUGCACCUAGCUGAGAACCGCUUGACGCGCUGGCAACUUGUUCGCCAGCUCACAGAACGUUUCUGGAAAAUCUGGCAGCAGGACUACGUCAAUACCUUGCAACAACGCGUCAAAUGGAAGCAAGUUUCGAAAAACGGAAUUCGCGUCGGGUCGCUGGUCCUGUUACGCAAUUCUCUUCUUCCGUCUUGUAAAUGGGACUUAGCUCGCGUCAUCCGAUGUCGCCCGGGUCCAGACGGUUUGAUUCGCGUCGCGACGGUGAAAACCGCGACUUCCGAAUAUACUCGGCCUAUUGUCAAAUUAUGCUUACUUCCGAUAGAUGUCGAAAGCCUGGACAACUUUACGUAA
Nylanderia fulva is the source of this 1200-nucleotide messenger RNA. RefSeq lists its product as uncharacterized. Gene Ontology annotation, molecular function: nucleic acid binding. Gene Ontology annotation, biological process: DNA integration. The record is from RefSeq and is a predicted model, not a curated record. NCBI's taxonomy places the organism in Eukaryota, Metazoa, Arthropoda, Insecta, Hymenoptera, Formicidae.